AGAACGUGGUUUUCCCGUGCCAGUUGUUGGUCUGCACUGGUGCUGCUGGGAGCAGGUGGGCGGACUUGAUGCCGGCCUCAGCCCCCUUCCAGACCUCUGUGCCAGGGCUCUCUGGGGACCGGCAAGACGCAGCAGCCACGGCGUGCCCUGGAGGGGGCGCCCCGGCGGGCCAUCUCCUCAGGACGUAGUUACAGUUCACUUCCAGCACCAGCCCACUUCCUAUUUGAAGCUCAUCCUAAAUGGCCUGCCCAAGGACAUUCAGCACUGAAAGCUCUGAGUAACUUGUCUAAUGACUGGACAUACCAGGACUGCGCCAAAAAAGCAUCAUGAUAUUACAUCAGCAGUUAAUACUUCUCCUAGGAACGUCAUUGUUAGCAAGAGAAAUCUUUGCAUCAACAAGCUGCUUUUCAAAACACCAAAUUUCCAUGUAUUAUUUCUGCAAUCUCACAGAGAUUCCACUUGUCCCCAGUGACACUGUUAAAUUUCUGCUAAGUUACAAUAACAUCAAGCAAGUGAAUGCAAACUCCUUCCCUCUUCUAGAGCAGUUACUGCUUUUGGAAAUAGGAUCACAGUUUACCCAUGGUGUUACAAUAGGGAAAGCAGCUUUUGAGAACCUGCCAAACCUUCUAGUUUUAGAUUUAGGAGCCAAUACGCAUCUUUAUCUGGAUCCGGAUGCUUUUGUGGGUUUGUCAAAUUUAAUUGUUCUCCGGCUCUUUGGCAAUGCUCUUGGGGAUUACAUUUUGCAAGAUAACUAUUUUCAAGAUUUGAUUUCUUUAGAAGAUUUGGAUCUUUCUUCAAACAGGAUCACGAGCCUUCGUCCUCAUCCCUUGUUUUACAAUCUAAAAUCUUUGAAAAGGGUGAACCUGAAAAACAACUGGAUACAGAUCUUGUGUGAAGGAAACCUUCAUAGCUUCCAAGGAAAAACCUCUUUAAUAUUUAGUCUCAAUUCUAAUCACUUAUAUCGUCAUUCGAGUUCAGUGAACUGGGCCAAGUGUGGAAAUCCUUUAAGAAAUAUUAACCUGGACACACUGGAUGUUGGUAGCAAUGGCUGGAGUGUAGAUAUAGUACGAAACUUCAGCACAGCUGUAGAGGGAACUUCAAUUACUUUUCUGAAACUCUCCCAUCACAUAAUGGGUAUGGGAUUUGGGUUUACAAAUAUCAAAGAACCAGACAACUCCACAUUUGCAGGGCUAGCAAGAAGUGGCCUGCGUUUGCUUGAUAUUUCACAGGGUUAUAUUUUCUCUCUCAACCCUUGUGUUUUUCAAAACCUCACUGAUUUAGAAUGGCUGAACCUUUACAAGAACAAGAUAAAUCAGAUCCAAAAGGGAGCAUUUUUUGGCCUGGGAAAGCUAAACUUUCUCAAUCUAUCAUAUAACCUUCUGGGGGAGCUGUAUGAUUUCACUUUUGAGGGGCUUCAUAAUGUAACCAUUAUCGAUUUGCAGCAGAAUCAUAUUGGGGCAAUUAGGGAGAAUUCAUUCAAGGACCUACUAAGAUUAAAGAUGGUGAAUCUCCGUGAUAAUGCUAUUAAAAUUCUUCCUCUUCUCCCGACCCUGACUACUACUUAUUUAGGAGAAAAUAAGUUAGUAUCUUUAAGAGGCCGAACGAUAGCGGCCACGUACCUUGACUUGGAAAGAAACAGGUUGGAAAACUUGGGUGACUUUUACAUUCUUUCCCAAAUUCCAGAUAUUCAGUAUAUCUUUUUAAAACAAAAUCGUUUCUCAUACUGUGUAAAACCUAAUAAUGUUACAGCAAACAGCCAGUUAAUCUACUUGGAUCUUGGAGAAAAUAUGAUAAAGCUUGUGUGGGACAGAAAUUUAUGUCUGGAUGUGUUCUGGGCACUUUCCAAACUUCAGGUCCUUCACCUGAACAACAACUACCUUACUACCCUUCCACAGGAUAUUUUUAGGGGCCUAACAUCACUAAACAGACUCAACCUAGCCUCCAACCUGUUGUCUUACCUCUCUCCUGGUGUUUUUCCUGAGAGCCUGAAAAACCUUAACAUAUCUGGAAACCAAUUUCUUUCUCCUGACCCUGGUGUCUUUAUGACUUUGAGCAUCCUGGAUAUAACACAUAACAGGUAUGUCUGUGAUUGCACUUUAAGCAACCUGCUGUUGUGGUUAAAUCAAACCAAUACGACUUUAGCUGGUUCACAGGAUGACGUAUACUGUGUACACCCACCUGCUUUUGCAGGGGUUCCACUCUCUUUAUUGUUAUUCGACGGUUGUAAUGAAGAUGAAAUCCUGAAGCCUCUACAGUUUGCAGUGUUCAUCUUCACCUCGGUUGUUCUGGUAAUGUUCAUAACAGCAGUCAUCACUUUUAUUCACAUUCGGGGGACUUGUUUUGUCUGGUAUAAGACAAUUACGAGAAUUUUGGUAGAUGACCUUCGUCAAACACCAGAUACAAGUGCAUAUCUAUAUGAUGCCUAUCUAUGCUACAGCAGAAAAGACUUUGAAUGGGUUCAGAAUUCUUUACUAAAGCACCUGGAUUAUCAGUAUUCUGACAAAAACAGAUUCACUUUGUGCUUUGAAGAAAGAGAUUUCCUGCCAGGGGAAAAUCAUAUCAAUAAUAUCCGUGAUGCUAUUUGGAACAGCAGAAAGACGAUCUGCAUCGUGACGAGGCAGUUUCUCAAGGAUGGGUGGUGCGUGGAAGCCUUUAAUUUUGCCCAAAACAGAUGCUUCUGUGAUUUGAAAGAUGUCCUCAUUGUGGUGGUGGCUGGGUCACUUUCUCAGUAUCAGUUGAUGAAAUACAAACCAAUUAGAAUCUUUAUGCAAAGGAGUCGAUACAUGCGAUGGCCUGAGGACCAUCAGGAUAUCGGCUGGUUUUUAAAUAACCUGUCUCACCAAAUUCUUACAGAAAAAAGGGUGAAAAAGAAAUCUAAUGUUAUGGAACUGCAAUCUAUUGCAACAAUCUCAUAGUUGAAAAAGCUGUUCAUUAGGGGUGUGCAAAGUGGGCCCUAUUCGAUUCGGAUUUGGC
Molecule: messenger RNA, 2973 nt
Organism: Gavialis gangeticus (Gharial)
Lineage: Eukaryota; Metazoa; Chordata; Crocodylia; Gavialidae
Gene: TLR5
Product: toll like receptor 5
Exons: 4
Coding region: 327-2915 (862 amino acids)
Biological process (GO): inflammatory response; toll-like receptor signaling pathway; immune response
Cellular component (GO): membrane
Molecular function (GO): transmembrane signaling receptor activity; protein binding
Source: RefSeq, a predicted model, not a curated record